GUUCUCGUUCAUGAUUGUUUUUAUUUUUUUGACAGCAAGAUCUUCAGGGAGUUGUGCUAUCAGAAUAAUGCCACCAACAUUGCGACUGACUCGGUUUUUUUGCAUUUCAAUUUGCAGUCAAGUAAAAAUUAGAUGAAUGCAAGAGCUGUGCAAAAUGAAGGCUGCUGCAGUUUGAAUAUUUUCAUUUCGUCAUUUUCUUCAUUCAAUCAAUACUUCUUUUUUUGCUGGAAGUACGGCGUUUCUGCUGCUGAUGCUGCUGCCUGGCUCAAUUUGUCGUCUAAACAGGUGUGGAACAAGAUUAUUUUCUUUGUGCUACCGCCACAAUUGGCAGGGUUCCCCCCCUUUUUUCCUGUGAAAAGCUUUUAUAUUUUUUUUGCAACAGGAUCAUACUUCAAAAAAUUACUUUUGCGCGUAAAACAGGUCUUCUUGCUAUUGGCAGGCCCAAUCCAAUGUUGGCGCUGGAAUCCGUGUAUGUUUAUAAAAAAAUAUGUCAAUAUCACCUGAAUGCUGAAUGUUGGAUGCUGAAUGCAAUGAU
Molecule: messenger RNA, 535 nt
Organism: Kickxella alabastrina
Lineage: Eukaryota; Fungi; Kickxellomycota; Kickxellomycetes; Kickxellales; Kickxellaceae
Exons: 1
Coding region: 133-504 (123 amino acids)
Source: RefSeq, a predicted model, not a curated record